This is a messenger RNA of Telopea speciosissima, 1125 nucleotides long. Its product is annotated as squamosa promoter-binding-like protein 15. Gene Ontology annotation, cellular component: nucleus. Gene Ontology annotation, molecular function: DNA binding. The transcript has 4 exons. Lineage: Eukaryota; Viridiplantae; Streptophyta; Magnoliopsida; Proteales; Proteaceae. Bases 1 to 1125 code for a protein of 374 amino acids. The record is from RefSeq and is a predicted model, not a curated record.
AUGAAAAAACUUGUUUUUACCUUUUCUGUUGAUUCCGCAUAUUCACUUGCUGAGCAUCCUAUAACUGUUUCAAUAUCAUCAAAUAUUGUAACAGUUAUUGUAUCUAAUGCAUCUGUAACCUUGAAUCAGAAAAUUACAGAAAUUCGGUUCAACUCACCUUCCCGACAGGUGAAGGGUGAUUGGAGCCCUAAGGUUUGGGACUGGGACAGUGCAAAUUUCAUUGCCAAGCCCUCGGAGGGCGAUGCUCUUCGUUUGGGAAAAUCUGUAGUUGAACUUGGAAAGAAGAAAAUUGGGGAUGAGUCGGUUUUGAAGAAGAGUACUAGUAAUAAAUAUGGUGAGAACCUCACGUUGAAGCUUGGUGGUAGUUUAUAUUCAGUUGAUGAGACUGCAUCGAGACCCAAUAAACGAGUCCAAUCUGGUUCUCCUGGUGGCGAGAGCUACCCAAUAUGUCAAGUAGAUGAUUGGAGAGGAGAUCUAUCAAAUGCAAAGGAUUAUCACCAUCAACAUAAGGUUUGUGAGCUUCACAGCAAGACCACCAAAGCACUUGUGGGGAAGCAGAUGCAGAGGUUUUGCCAGCAGUGUAGCAGAUUUCACCCCCUUUCUGAAUUUGAUGAGGGUAAGAGAAGUUGUUGGCGUCGGCUUGCUGGGCACAACCGGAGGAGGAGGAAAACAAAACCAGAGGAUGUUUCCCCACGGUUGAUGAUACCUGGAAGCAGGGAGAACACUGGUAAUGGGAACCUUGAUGUUGUCAAUUUGUUAACUAUUUUAACUUGUUUGCAAGGAAAUAAUAAUGAUAAAAGUGCAAAUAGUCCUCCAAUACCCGACAAGGAUAGGCUCAUCCAAAUUAUCACCAAGAUUAAUAAUUCGCUACCUCUUGCUUCAAAUUCUGCUUCUCAGUCACCAUCAGGAAGUUUUGAGCUAAAUGUUUCACAACAAGCUCCGUCAAACCACUCUAAUAAAAUUAAUGGCAGCACAUCUGCUCCAUCAACCACGGAUUUGCUUACUGUUCUUUCAGCUGCGUUAGCAUCUUCUCUUGAUAGUCUUGGGAUCAGUUGGGGCCAUUACAUCUCCAUUCCAAUGGCUCAGUAUUAUUUUUUUCCCCUGGUUAUCUUCUUAGAAAAGUAG